GAAGGACAAUCCUAAUCCUAGUGUGAUGGGGACUGAUGUUGUUGUUCAGACUGUCCCAGCUGGUGUUAUUGGUCAUGGUACAGGUUUGAUUCAAGAUACUAAUGGUAAUGAACAACAAGAGGUUACACCGGUUGAUCAAAGAGGUAGGAGUGGUAAGGUUGAUGAUAUAGAAAUUGGGCAACUGAGUAGUGAUCAACAGAAACCUGUUUCUAAACUCCCUCGUGACAUUCCAGCUGCUACUACUUUAGUGACGAUUUACCAGGUUGUUGGUUCUGCUCUACAAAAUCAUUAUAUUGCACAAAAUGCUCCUGGGGUUCAAACGAUUAAUGAUCGAGUAAUAGGAACAACUCAGUUAAAGGAAAUUACAGAGAACUCAAACACCACAAGAAUGGGGAUGAGAAGACACGGAGAGAAGGGAGAUGAGAAGACACGGAGAGAAGGGAGAUGAGAGGAUACAGAACUUUCAUAUAAUACAAACGUCAUGCAAUUCUUAUUCUACUAGGUAUUUAUAGGGAAUGCUAAAUCCUAUUUUCUUUCUUCACACUUCACGUAUUCCAGCACUCUGCUGCCAAACAAAGUCUAUUAAUUUUGUUGGAUGUUUUUUUUUA
Messenger RNA from Nicotiana tabacum (common tobacco), 608 nucleotides. RefSeq lists its product as uncharacterized. Lineage: Eukaryota; Viridiplantae; Streptophyta; Magnoliopsida; Solanales; Solanaceae. The record is from RefSeq and is a predicted model, not a curated record.